ACAUUUUUUGUUUUUGAGCCAAUAUAAUUGUGAUAAUGAGUACAUGAAUUUUUAACUUGAACACUUAUUAUAAAUCAACAUUUGCGAAUUUAAGAGGAUUCACUUCCUAUUGUCGUGUAUUAUAACAUAAACUCUUUUUCCAUCGUUUUACUUUAUGUGUCACUAAGAGUUUAUGGUCUUCUAAUGAGAAUUUAAAUUUAAAUGUGAUUAAAAAAAAAAAAAAAGUAUUUAUUAGCGAUAAAGAAAUUCUAGACGGUUAUUUCAAAAGUUAAAACGCCGAAAAGCAUGUACAUAUUGUGUGGAAACACUCUCAAUGUCAAGUAGAUAAAACGUAUAACAGAUACAUCAUUAAUAGAUUGAGGUUGUUGAAGCGUUGUUUAAUAAAGUAAAAGAUUAAAUGUACCAAAUACAUCAAAAACCCCCUCCAUCUUGUAUUAAGGAAAACAAUUUUGGAACCCAUCGUUCAAUAAAGCUUCUCAUACUAGGAAAAGAUGGUGUUGGUAAAUCAGCUAUUGUUGUGCGUUACCUUACGAGAAGAUUUAUUGGCGAGUACGAUCCGCUUUUAGAAGGUGUGUAUACCAAAGUAGUAAAAAUGAUGAACAACCAAGCAGUAUGCGUCAAGUUAAAGGAUACAUCAUCCGGGAUUAAUUGGUCAAAAAGAUCUAACGAACUCUUAUGGUCUGACGCUUUGAUUCUUGUUUACUCAAUAACAGAUCGAAAAAGUUUCAUUGAAAUUCAAAACAUAAAAACACUACUUGAACAGUUGAAAAAGAGCAGAGGGAUGCCAUAUAUGAUUCUCGGAAAUAAACUAGACAUGAAUCAUGAAAGACAAGUGACUGAACAAGAAGGAAGCAAGUUAGCAGCUACAAUUGAUGCGAUAUUUUAUGAAAUGAGUGCUUCAGAGAGCUACCAAGAUGUCGAACUGAUGUUUGAUAAAUUUAUUCAAGAAAAUUGCGAGUUUUCUUUUAAAAGAACUAAAAAUCAACUUAAGACAUUAGCUAGCCAAUCUAGUAUAGAAAUUCGACAGAAACUAUUGAUAGAGAGGCCAAAAUCGCAACCAGAGCUAAAAGUAUUUGAUGAAGAAAAAAUGGAAAGAAAGGGCAAAAUACUGUGGAGAAUGUUUAAAGAAAAAAUGAACGAGUAAAAAAAAACAACAUAAAGAUAGGCGAGUAAGCUGUUCUCAUAUUCUUUAUUUUUUUAUUAGUUUCUGUCUUAGUUGUUCACUGUAAAUAUUAGAAGCUUGUUAAAUUUUUGCAUAAACUGAAGAUUAUUUGUGUAGAGUAGUAUUAAA
Messenger RNA from Hydra vulgaris (swiftwater hydra), 1291 nucleotides. Its product is annotated as ras-related and estrogen-regulated growth inhibitor. Gene Ontology annotation, molecular function: GTPase activity; GTP binding. NCBI's taxonomy places the organism in Eukaryota, Metazoa, Cnidaria, Hydrozoa, Anthoathecata, Hydridae. The record is from RefSeq and is a predicted model, not a curated record.